AUGGCCGUCUCAAUACAAGAUCGCACCACUGAAUUCCAGUCGAUCGUCCAGCAAGCCCAACGACGAACCGCAUCUUCCAAAGUCUCCGCGCAACGCCAAAAUCUCCUGUCCUCAACAUCACCAAAUGGCACCGCCCCAUCUCCCCAGAAACAACGUUCCGAGUUCGCGAGACGAGCCGCGGAGAUCGGUCGUGGUAUCUCAGGUACUAUGGCGAAACUUGAACGAUUGGCGCAAUUAGCCAAACGAAAGACCCUAUUCGACGACCGACCCUUGGAGAUCAACGAACUCACGUUUAUAAUCAAACAAGAUCUCGCCGGCUUAACACAACGGAUAGGCGAAUUACAGGCCUUAUCCGUGCAACAACAUCCACGCGCUAGAAACGCGCGAGACCAGGAAGGCGAACAUAACGACGCGGUAGUCCAGCUCCUGAAAGGGCGGGUGCAAGAUGUCGGAAGCAAUUUCAAGGAAGUCCUAGAACUGCGGACGAAGAACAUCCAAGCGUCGCGAUCACGGACCGAAAACUUCAUUUCGUCCGUCGGCACCCACUCGAACCCUUCAAAUCUCGACCCCAGCCGAACAGACUCCCCGCUAUACCAGACCCCUGCACGGGGCCGCUCACCAGCCAAAACAGGUCGACUGGGCGGCGCGGACGUGCUUAGCAUCGACCCGGACGACUCUCACAGCGCGUUGGCGAGAGGACACUCGGAGACGCAGUUGAUGCUGAUGGAGGAAGCGGCACCACAGAACGAAUAUAUCCAGCAACGAGGGCAGGCCAUCGACAUGAUUGAGCGGACGAUUCAGGAGCUGGGCAGUGUGUUUGCGCAGCUCAGCCAGCUCGUAUCCGAGCAAGGCGAGCAGAUUGAGAGAAUCGAUGCCAACACAGAAGAUGUUGUGGAUAAUGUUCAGGGCGCGCAACGAGAGCUGCUGAAGUACUGGAACCGUGUGAGCGGUAAUCGGUGGUUAGUGGCGAAGAUGUUUGGUAUUCUGAUGAUCUUUUUCCUGCUAUGGGUACUGGUAUCCGGCUAG
This is a messenger RNA of Eremomyces bilateralis CBS 781.70, 1026 nucleotides long. Its product is annotated as putative ER-golgi SNARE complex subunit. Gene Ontology annotation, biological process: endoplasmic reticulum to Golgi vesicle-mediated transport; intracellular protein transport; vesicle fusion. Gene Ontology annotation, cellular component: Golgi membrane; endomembrane system; SNARE complex. The coding region runs from base 1 to 1026 and encodes 341 amino acids. The record is from RefSeq and is a predicted model, not a curated record. The transcript is spliced from 2 exons. NCBI's taxonomy places the organism in Eukaryota, Fungi, Ascomycota, Dothideomycetes, Eremomycetales, Eremomycetaceae. Gene Ontology annotation, molecular function: SNAP receptor activity; SNARE binding.